Molecule: messenger RNA, 1253 nt
Organism: Orussus abietinus
Lineage: Eukaryota; Metazoa; Arthropoda; Insecta; Hymenoptera; Orussidae
Gene: AlkB
Product: nucleic acid dioxygenase ALKBH1
Exons: 4
Coding region: 258-1190 (310 amino acids)
Biological process (GO): oxidative RNA demethylation
Cellular component (GO): cytoplasm; nucleus
Molecular function (GO): broad specificity oxidative DNA demethylase activity; oxidative RNA demethylase activity; ferrous iron binding
Source: RefSeq, a predicted model, not a curated record
AUCGAUCGGGCCCGGUUCCACGACCCAAGUUAAUCGAAAUUUAUCUGGUUUACAGCAGGUUGAACCAAAUGUACAUCAGGUAAACUUUGGUCAACUCGAGUCGUGGAAUAGGGCUUAAAUGUCACACUUGUUAAUUCAAUGUUUAUAAAUCCGGCAUUUAGGGUGCCGGUGGAAACGUACCAAUCGAAUAAAUACCGACGGUGGAGACAUAGGUUCAGUUCCAUAAGUCGAGUCGUGGACCGACCUUUGAAAAGAAAAUGUUUAAGGAUAGUUUCAAAUAUUACAAAAGUAGGAAUCCUCCACCUGAUUUGAAACACGUUAUAGAUGUACGGUAUGUAGACGCAACCAAGGUACGUAGCUGGGUUAAGCGAGCGUCAACGUGCCAUGUCACAGGACCUCAAGACGAAAUUUUAGGUUUGAAACCUAUAAAACAUUGGAAAUUGUAUAGAUUCUUCGACAUCGCAGAUUUAAUCAUUAUUCAGAAUCCUUUCACACGUAACGGGCAGCGGUAUUGGAUUACUAAAUGUCUAAGAGACUACUCACGGAAGCCAUACGUUUCAAACUUAGAUGCGCAGAAAUUAUUGAAUAACAACGACACUUGGUGGGACGUUUCCUUUGGGAAUUCAGAAAGAGCAGUUAAUUUCUUACCUAAACUGAGAUGGUCGACACUAGGAUAUCAUCAUAACUGGGAAACAAAACGAUACACAGAAGAAACUAAAACCGACGUGCCAUUUGAAAUUUGUGAUUUAACCCAGUUCUUAGCUCGUACUGUCGGCUUUGAGAAUUUUAAAGCAGAAGCAGCCAUAAUUAAUUAUUACCGAAUGAAUUCUACUUUAGCAGGACACACGGACCAUUCAGAAUUAAAUAUCGACGCACCUCUUAUCUCGCUUAGUUUCGGACAGUCGGCAAUCUUUUUAAUCGGGGGACUGACUCUAGCCGAUCCUGCCAAUGCAUUACUACUUAGAAGCGGGGAUAUCUUAAUCAUGUUUGGUGCAUCUCGUUUGAGACAUCACGGCGUUCCGAAAAUCCUGCAAACUUUUGACGUACCUUGGGCCCGCGACGAAUGGAACGACAGAUAUUCUCCCGAAUCCGAUUCAGAAGAUUGGCUUAAAGCAAGCAGAUAUAUUUCGGAGGCCAGAAUUAAUUUAAGCGUAAGACAGGUAUUGAAAACUGGACAAAUAACUGUAUAAAGUAUACGUUAAUGUCUUUACACACUUAAUGCAAAUAAACCCAUCCUUUACAUCACAAACAAA